Molecule: messenger RNA, 4198 nt
Organism: Xyrauchen texanus (razorback sucker)
Lineage: Eukaryota; Metazoa; Chordata; Actinopteri; Cypriniformes; Catostomidae
Product: G1/S-specific cyclin-D1-like
Exons: 5
Coding region: 261-1145 (294 amino acids)
Biological process (GO): mitotic cell cycle phase transition; regulation of cyclin-dependent protein serine/threonine kinase activity; positive regulation of G1/S transition of mitotic cell cycle
Cellular component (GO): cyclin-dependent protein kinase holoenzyme complex; cytoplasm; nucleus
Molecular function (GO): cyclin-dependent protein serine/threonine kinase regulator activity
Source: RefSeq, a predicted model, not a curated record
GAAAGGAGCCCAAACUCAGGAGACGAUAGUUCUUUAAGAUUUCUCCUCCGCCCUGAGCAGACAGCCUCUCGCUCUCUCUCUCACAGGCUCGCUGCUGCGCUGAUCUUCCCUUAACAACAGUCACGUCAUAGGGGAGUUUUGUCAAGCGGAGCUGCAGCGAGAGUUUUAGAGGGUUCAGCAGAGGCAGCAAGCAUCCACGCAACCUGCGUCCAACACGAGAUCCAAUUUUCUUACUUUGUCUCAGCCAGAACACUGAAGACAUGGAGCACCAGCUGUUUUGCUGCGAAGUGGAUACCAUAAGAAGAGCUUACCAAGAUACCAACCUGUUGAAUGAUCGAGUUUUACAGACAAUGCUCAAAGCAGAGGAAAACUAUCUACCGUCACCAAAUUAUUUCAAGUGUGUUCAGAAAGAGAUUGUACCUAAAAUGAGGAAAAUCGUCGCCACUUGGAUGCUCGAGGUCUGUGAAGAGCAGAAAUGUGAAGAGGAGGUUUUCCCAUUGGCUAUGAACUACCUGGAUAGAUUUUUAUCCGUGGAGCCCACCAAAAAGACCCGGUUACAGCUGCUAGGAGCAACUUGUAUGUUUUUGGCCUCUAAAAUGAAAGAGACUGUGCCACUAACAGCAGAGAAGCUCUGCAUAUACACGGACAACUCCAUACAUCCCAGCGAUUUAUUGCAAAUGGAACUGCUGGCGCUAAAUAAACUGAAGUGGGAUCUAGCCUCUGUGACACCACACGAUUUCAUCGAACACUUUCUCACCAAACUGCCAAUACAUCAGAGCACCAAGCAAAUAAGCCUACUACGCAAGCACACCCAGACAUUUGUGGCUCUCUGUGCAACAGAUGUAAAAUUCAUCGCAAGUCCUCCCUCCAUGAUCGCAGCUGGCAGUGUUGCAGCAGCGGUGCAGGGGUUGUACCUGAAAAGCAGCGAAAGUUCCCUCUCGUCCCAGAACCUUACCAAUUUCCUUUCACAGGUUAUACGAAGUGACCCCGACUGUCUGCGAUCGUGUCAGGAACAGAUCGAGUCCCUGUUGGAAUCUAGUCUCAGACAGGCUCAACAGCACAACAUAUCCACAGAGACCAAACUAGUGGAGGAGGACGUGGACCUCUCUUGCACUCCUACAGACGUCAGAGACAUUAAUAUCUGAACGGAUCGCUUCUCAUCUCUUGAUCGAUGAAUAUUUGUUUCUGUUGGGUAUGGGCUUUGGCCAAAGGCUUCAUGGCACAAGAGGGAAAACGGGCUCCCACCUGCAACCCACCACCCAACCAGUUGCCCCCCAUUUUGCCCAAUUCGUUGACUUCUGAGCGGCAUCCACACCGGUGGUUUUGAUGAUUGGGCCAUCGCCAGCCAGGACCUCCACAGCGGUGGUUUUGAUGAUUGGGCCAUUUGCCAGCCAGGACCACCAGUGGAGGACAGGGAAUGAACAGAAACCCAGCUCUCUCUUUUGGCCCCUCUUUAUAUGUCUUAAGUCAAAAAUGAGAAGACAGACAAAUUGUAUAGGCUAACUAGGAUUUUAAAAUUGUAUAAAUGACAACAGUAGUUGUGACUGGCCUCAACUUGGUCGCUAAAAGACCAAGUGAGGUAUAUUUUUUAUUUCAAGUGUGUCAGAAACCAUUUUUGAAAGAGAAGAGACAUUUCUUGUAUCUUUUGAUUGCUUUCCCUCAUGGAUAGUACAUUGUUACACUUGCCAAGAGUGCGCUCUGCUUUGUCUGCAGACUAGCUUUGUAAAUAUAUCCCCGCUUGCUAUGCGUUUAGUCACUUUAUUAUAAUUCCUAGACCGAUUCCCUUACAAGAUUCUCUUCUCUUCCAAAAUGGUUUGUGCAACCUUAGCAUAUUUGUUAAGCAUGUAUUAUUUGUUGCUAUGAUUUAGAAGGCCGUUGACUGCCAGGAGCUUGAAUCGUUGCCUUCACUGCCAUUAAUGUAUAACGUCAUCACUGCCAAUGACAAAAUAAGCUUAUCCUGGUACUCCCUGGCUAAGCUUAAGCAGAGCAUUCCACAGUCUACUUCACUUCAAAUUCACGUAUUAUAUAAAACCAUUCCAUUUAAAAAAGAAAAAAAGCACUUUCAGUCCGUCGUUUAAGGCUGACUUUUACAAAAAAAAAAACACAAAAAAAUGGAAGAAAGAAAUCUGCAGUUGUUAAAACAAUGGGGGAAAACAUGGAAUGGAGUAAGGGGUUGAUGGCAGACUCGUGUCCUGUCAGCAGCAUGGAGCAGGUCUCUAUAUCUAUGGUGUUAAUUGUCUGGAAGAGAAAUGGAGGGGGACAAUGAGACGAUAGGUGCUCUUUUAAGGGUAAAACCAAGCUCGCAGUGUACUAUUUCAGCUGUGUGCGCCUUUAUAGCUUCACAUGCAUUCAGAGUGAAAACGCUAAGAUGAUAUAUCAAAGAUUGAGUUUAUUUAUUUGUCCUGUUCCCCUCUUAUGGCCAGUUUGAAUGGAUGCCCAAAUGUACCUAUGUGUGAAGUAUGUUUAAUGACCCACUUAGACACCAUAGUUAAAGUAUUGAGUUGAUGCCCUCUGAUCUAGAAUUUGUAAAAAAGAAGAAAACAAAUAAAAAGUUGUGGCUUCAAGUAGAUUUUGCACAAACCCAGAGAUGCCAGUUGUCUUGUGGAUCUCUGGAGAUACGAAUGGAGAGAUGUUAGAGUCUGCAGAGGGAGGCAAAAAAAAGGGCGAUGGCUGGACAUCAAAGAGUUGAAAGCAGAAUGGAGACGUAUGACAAAAGAGGAGAACCUGGGAGAAGACACUCCUCAUAUUUAGCUGCUAUGGAGGGAUUUCCAGCAAGGAUGAAUCUAUUAAAAUGGAAAACAACAAAAAAGAAAAAGACAUGCUUCUUUCUAUUGUCUUGUUUUGCUGCUAUUUUGUUGGUUUUGUUUAUAUGAAAUGUCAAUACGAUGCCAUGUAAUAGGUUUUAAUUUUCUCAUAGAAAAUUAUGAUAUUAUUGACAACUUUUGGUUCUUUUAGUAGUUUUUGUUUUUUUUAUGUGAUACAUUUUUGUUAAUGUGAUUUCUACGCUAUGCUAUUCCCAAAACAGACAAAAAAAGAAAGAAAAAAAAACAACAAAAAAGGCAGAAGAUAAAAAAAAGUAGAGAAAUGUUCCUGUUAUACCCACAAUACCUCAAACUACAGUUGUGAUUUAGCAUUGAUUUUAGUCUGGGAUUUUUCUUUAGUGCUAUUUUAUUUUAUUUUAUUUUUUGGUUUAUACCAUGCCUGUUAGUCCUGUUGUAAACUGCAAAUGAACAUGUUAAUCAUUAUCCUACUGGGUCCUGAUGCGAGUGAGUAGAAAGCACAUUGAAUGGAAUUGGUGCCAUAAACAUUGACUCUGUUGAGUUUUUUUUAGCUGUUUCAUUAAAGGAGACUAUAUACCCUAAGCCUCUUAGCUUUUGUUUAAAAUGACACUGUUGUGAGUUUGUGACUGCCAUGUGUACUUACAAAGCCAUAGUUUUGUCUUGUAGUAAUUUAACACAAUGCAGACAAUAAUGUAUAAGCUGGUUAUCUUGUUCUGAAUACAGGAGGCUUGGCACGCCCUCAAGUCGUUGUCUUUAAUAAAUGCGACACAGCUACAAUCGGCAGUGAUGCUUCCCUUGAUCUUUUGAUUUCCAUUAACCCAUCAAAUUUAUAUCUAUGUUGUUUUUUUACUUGGUCAUUGGUUGCUUAUAGAGAGGAAUCGGCCGUUUCCACCCUCGCUUUUUAGCUUCUCUUUAGCCUUUGACAUGGUGCUGCUAUAUGUUUGCAUUUAGACUGGAAAUGAUUUGUUGAGAGAGAUGUGGCUAUAAGCUAGAUUUGAUUGUAUGGAUGAUUCAGGACCCAGGGGACAUAAUUAUAUUAUUCUCUGUAAUAUCAGGAAUCUUUUGUACCUCAACUGAAUGAUAAAAACAAGCAUGUACCGGUAUGAUUCAGUUAUGCUAUCAAGGGAAAGAGACUGUGUGGAGGUGAGGUUUAUGUCUCUGAAUGUGUUUUUAGGGGGAACUGAAGAUUGACUGCAUCCACCCACACCCACAUUCUGUUGUAAAGGUUUUUGUUUUAGUUCAAUAUGGUGUUCAUUCCCAAGGAUCGAACUAAAUGUGGUGUUAAUCCUCAAAUACAAUGUCGUGGUUUGAUUUUUGUUUAUUUUAUUUACAAACCGGUCACUGGUCUGAUAUGCACAAUCUUUACUUGCUGACCCAUCUUAGACAUGAGGUUAACUAGAAUAAAACUUGAGCUUCAG